AUGGAUGUCAUAAGCUGUAUACUAUGUCUUCUCUUGACAUGGAUGUUGGUUAUAGCCCUACAAUCUAUAGCCAAACGACUCAAACCGACUUCAACAAAGCUUCCACCGGGACCCAGAAGUUUUCCAGUCAUCGGGAAUCUCUUAGGACUUGGUGACAAACCUCACAAAGCCUUAGCCCGGCUUGCCAAGGUUCAUGGCCCCAUAAUGACUUUGAAACUUGGCCAGGUGACCACAAUAGUCAUUUCUUCAGAUAACAUGGCCAAACAAGUCCUUCAGAUUCAUGAUUUAUAUUUCUGUAACCGAACCAUUCCUGACGCGCUUUACGCCCACCAACACCAUGAAUUCAGUAUGGCUUGGUUACCGGUUUCAAGUGCAUGGAGAAAUCUCAGGAAAAUAUGCAAUUCACAUAUUUUCACUAGUCAGAAACUUGAUGCCAAUCAAGAUCUACGUCGCAAGAAAGUUCAAGAACUCCUUGCUUAUGUUCAAGAAAGUUGCCGUGCGGCUAGAGCAGUAGAUAUUGGCCAAGCGGCUUUCAGUACUAGUCUUAAUUUGAUUUCAAACACUAUUUUCUCAAUUGACUUGGCUGAUCCCAAUUCAGAUAUUGCACGAGAGUUCAAGGAGCUUGUUUGGGGAAUCAUGGUUGAGGCUGGGAAGCCUAACUUGGCCGAUUUUUUUCCUGUGCUUAAAAAGAUUGACCCCCAAGGCAGGAGGAGUCGCAUGACAGUAUAUUUUGGAAAGAUGUUGGAGCUGUUUGAUCACAUGAUUGAUCAACGUUUGCAGCUAAAAGAAGGGCAGGAUUAUGUAAAAAGCAAAGAUAUGUUAGAUAUACUUCUCGAGGUCAUAGCGGAAAACCGCAGUGAGGAGAUUGAUAGAAAUAAUAUCAAACAUUUGUUUGUGGAUUUAUUUGCUGCCGGAACUGAGACAACUUCAAGCACAUUGGAAUGGGCACUGGCAGAACUUCUUCACAAUCCGGAAGCAUUAUCUAAAGUAAAAUUAGAGCUGGAGCAAACUAUUGGAAAAGGGAACUUGGUUGAGGAAUCAGACGUCACUCGUUUACCUUACUUACAAGCAAUUGUCAAGGAAACUUUCAGGUUGCACCCAGCAGUUCCGUUAUUACUUCCCCGCAAAGCUUCAAACGACAUAGAAGUCGGUGGCUUCACAAUCCCAAAGGACUCACAAAUUUUUGUGAAUGCAUGGGCUAUUGGCAGAGAUCCGAGCACAUGGGACAACCCAAACUCUUUUGUACCUGAAAGAUUCUUCGGGUCGGACCUUGAUGUCAAAGGCCGAAAUUUUGAGCUGAUCCCAUUUGGUGGAGGGCGAAGAAUAUGUCCUGGUUUGCCAUUGGCAAUCAGAAUGCUACCUUUAAUAUUGGGUUCACUUAUUCACUCUUUUGAUUGGAAGCUUGAAACAGUUACACCGAAGAACAUGGACAUGGAUGACAAGUUUGGCAUCACUUUACAAAUGGCUGAACCACUUCUUGCUGUGCCUAUUGCCUGCUAUUUAGAAUAG
Molecule: messenger RNA, 1509 nt
Organism: Pistacia vera
Lineage: Eukaryota; Viridiplantae; Streptophyta; Magnoliopsida; Sapindales; Anacardiaceae
Product: geraniol 8-hydroxylase-like
Exons: 2
Coding region: 1-1509 (502 amino acids)
Molecular function (GO): monooxygenase activity; oxidoreductase activity, acting on paired donors, with incorporation or reduction of molecular oxygen; heme binding
Source: RefSeq, a predicted model, not a curated record